AUGAAAACUGUUUCUGCCCGAGGCCGAUCAUUCGCAGCACAGCAACCGGCCUUCCGCGAUGUCUUGAGUAACUCGUGGGACCCGCAGUCUAACCCUAAUGGCAUUGUCACUCUGGGGCUGGCUGAAAAUGCCCUCAUGCAUGAGGAAAUGCUAGACUUUGUCAAUUCCAAGAUUCAAAUCGACGCACAUACAUUGACAUACGGCGACGGAUUCAGCGAGUCGCAUCAGCUCAAGAAUGCCCUCUGCCGAUUCCUGAAUCGUUCCUUUUGCCCUUGGACAGCGCUCAGCACUUCUGACCUAGCUAUUACAUCGGGUGUUAGCAAUGCACUCGAGUGUUGCGCGUGGGCGUUGGCCGACCCAGGUGACUAUAUCCUCGUCGGACGGCCGUACUUCAACCCCUUCAAGUCCAUUUUUGGGACGCUACCGGGGUAUGAACAGUUGUUCUAG
Messenger RNA from Aspergillus melleus, 447 nucleotides. RefSeq lists its product as uncharacterized. NCBI's taxonomy places the organism in Eukaryota, Fungi, Ascomycota, Eurotiomycetes, Eurotiales, Aspergillaceae. Gene Ontology annotation, biological process: biosynthetic process. Bases 1 to 447 code for a protein of 148 amino acids. The record is from RefSeq and is a predicted model, not a curated record. Gene Ontology annotation, molecular function: pyridoxal phosphate binding. The transcript has 3 exons.